Molecule: messenger RNA, 2861 nt
Organism: Vigna unguiculata (cowpea)
Lineage: Eukaryota; Viridiplantae; Streptophyta; Magnoliopsida; Fabales; Fabaceae
Gene: LIG1
Product: DNA ligase 1
Biological process (GO): lagging strand elongation; DNA recombination; DNA repair
Cellular component (GO): nucleus; mitochondrion
Molecular function (GO): DNA binding; ATP binding; DNA ligase (ATP) activity
Source: RefSeq, a predicted model, not a curated record
AUAGUGUGUAGGUGCAAGCGAAGAAGCGCGUUUGUUCCCGCCACUUCUCUAGUCUCUGGCGCACCUCCUCCUUCUCUAACAAACUCACUCACUCACUCACUCAGGCUCUGUUUGGCCUUUCAAAUUAGUCACAGGGUUCAUUCAUUCAUGCUCGCAUUGCAUUUUCGAUCCUCUUUUCGUCUUUCCUUCUGUUUCUCUCGAACUGUUAGGGUUUCUUCUCUCGUCUCUUUCCCUCUAUCUCUGUCCUCCGUCCCUCUCCGCGCCAUGUCCAAGCCACCUUCCGCCUUCGACGCUCUCAUGUCCGCCGCCAAGAAGAAUUCCAAAUCCAAAACACCGAAGCUUCCAUCAUCUCCAAAGAAAAGAAAAUCUUCACUCUCCACUUCACAAAACCCUAGCAACCCCAAAUCCCCCAAACUGCCUUCUCCGGCAAUAACCGUUGAACCGGAGCAAGCAGUUAAACAAGAAGUUGUUAAACCAGAAGCUGUUAAACCAGAAGCUGUUAAAGCGGAAGAAGCCGUUAAGGCGGAACCGAAGAAGGUACGUCAACUGUCGUCGUCUUCUUCGAACGGGAAGACCGAGGAGCUGAAGAAGCUAGUGCCGCGGCUGAAGCAGAAGCCUUCCAGUUUUGAUCCCGCUUCGAUGAUUGCAUGGGAGAAGGGACAGCCCGUGCCGUUUCUCUUUCUCGCCUUGGCAUUCGAUAUGAUUUCUCAGGAAAGUGGAAGAAUCGUUAUCACUGACAUUGUUUGCAAUGUGCUGCGGACUGUGAUGCUGGCCACGCCGGAGGAUCUUGUUCCCGUCGUUUACCUCUCCGCAAACCGGAUUGCGCCUGCUCAUGAAGGGCUGGAACUGGGAAUCGGCGACUCGAUCAUUUCCAAGGCGCUCGCGGAGGCUUAUGGAAGGAACGAGAAUUGGAUUAAGGCUCAGUAUCAGAAAAAAGGUGAUUUGGGCUUGGUUGCUAAAGAGUGCCGUUCGUCUCAACCUAUGAUGUGGAAACCUGAAGCAUUAACCAUCAGGAAGGUUUUCAACACUUUUCGCCUUAUUGCUAAGGAAUCUGGAAAAGACAGUCAAGAGAAAAAAAAGAAUCGUAUCAAGGCACUUCUUGUUGCUGCAACUGACUGUGAACCUCAAUAUCUAAUUCGUUUGCUUCAGACAAAGUUGCGAAUUGGUUAUGCAGAGCAAACUCUAUUGGCUGCACUAGGCCAAGCUGCAGUAUACACUGAAGAACACUCUAAACCGCCUCCUGAAAUUCAGUCUCCUUUAGACAAGGCUUCAGAUAUUGUUAAACAAGUCUAUUCUGUUCUUCCUGACUACGACAAAAUAAUAUCUGCACUUCUUACUGAGGGUCUAUGGAAGCUUCAAAAGAAUUGUAAAUUUACUCCUGGUGUUCCAAUUAGACCUAUGCUUUCAAAGGCAGCAAAAAGUGUAACUGAAAUUCUGAACAAAUUCCAGGAUGUGGAGUUUACCUGUGAAUACAAAUAUGAUGGAGAGCGUGCCCAGAUACAUUACCUGGAGAAUGGUUCAGUUGAGAUUUACAGUAGACAAGCAGAACGGAACACUGAGAAGUUUCCUGAUGUUGCUGCUGCAGUUAAAAGGUUGAAGAAAGCAAAUGUAUCUUCAUUUAUUCUUGAUUGUGAAAUUGUUGCAUAUGACCGCACAACACAAAAGCUUCUUUCUUUCCAGACCCUUAGUACUCGAGCUCGCAAGAAAGUAGAAAUUGAAGAUAUAAAGGUUAAUGUUUGUGUAUUUGCUUUUGAUUUGUUGUAUCUAAAUGGCCAAGAACUUCUUCAGGAAAACCUGAGAGUCCGCAGAGAGCAUCUUUAUGCCUCUUUUGAGGAAGAAUCUGGAUUUCUUCAGUUUGCAACAGCAUUAACUUCAAAUGAUGUUGAGGAGAUACAGACUUUUCUUGACCAAGCUGUUGGUGCUAGUUGUGAGGGGUUAAUUAUUAAAACACUAAAUGAGGAGGCUACAUAUGAACCUGCCAAGCGAUCACUCAACUGGCUAAAAUUGAAGAAAGAUUAUAUGGACAAUCUAGGGGACUCUGUAGACUUGGUACCUAUUGCUGCUUUCCACGGACGUGGAAAACGUACAGGAGUUUAUGGUGCCUUCGUCCUUGCUUGCUAUGACAACAAUAAUGAAGAAUUUCAAAGUAUUUGCAAGAUUGGAACGGGGUUCACUGAAGCUGAGCUUAUAGAAUGUUCCACCAGUCUUGGUUCUCAAGUGAUUUCCAAGCCAAAGUCAUACUAUAGAUUCGGAGAAACUAUGAAUCCCGACGUAUGGUUUGAAGCCAGUAAGGUGUGGGAGGUGAAAGCGGCAGACCUGACCAUUAGCCCCGUCUACCGUGCUGCAGCGGGCAUAGUAGAUCCGAACAAGGGCAUCUCUCUACGAUUUCCACGACUGAUUCGAGUCCGGCAUGACAAAGCUCCUGAACAGGCCACAUCAUCUGAGCAGAUUGCUGAGUUGUAUAAAGCUCAAAAACACAAUCAAGCGAACAAACAAGAUGCCGAAGAUGAAGAAGAUUAUUGAGGGGAAAAUUUUCCUCUUUUUCCUGCUGAAAUAUAAAAUGUAUGUUUUAUGUCUGAUGAUCGCAUGAGAGAAAGAUGUGUAUAUGCGAAAUUUUGCCUAAGCUUAGGUCAGAGAGCAUGACUGGAUAUGAACAUUAUUUGAAAAUUCGAUGUACAACGUAGAAGAAGCUCAUGGAGGGUCCCAAAAGUAGACAUUUCCGCUUAAACCAUGUUAAUUCCUGUCUACAAUUUUGUUUGUUCUUGUAACAUAUGAUGCUGCAGUUAAGGCAGUUAGCAUUGACGAAAACAGUUCUCAAUAUUAGUCCAUGUGUCAAGAUUUAGCAUGGCACGUCUUGUGGA